Paecilomyces variotii is the source of this 2504-nucleotide messenger RNA. RefSeq names its product fungal-specific transcription factor domain-containing protein. Bases 249 to 2390 code for a protein of 713 amino acids. Gene Ontology annotation, molecular function: zinc ion binding; DNA binding; DNA-binding transcription factor activity, RNA polymerase II-specific. The record is from RefSeq and is a predicted model, not a curated record. Gene Ontology annotation, cellular component: nucleus. Gene Ontology annotation, biological process: DNA-templated transcription. The transcript has 2 exons. NCBI's taxonomy places the organism in Eukaryota, Fungi, Ascomycota, Eurotiomycetes, Eurotiales, Thermoascaceae.
CUGGGCGCGAGAUCGCUCUGCAUCCCCGGUGAUAAGCUGCACGGGGUUCAGUCUUGAUAUCAGUCCAGAGCAAAACCGUCUCGGAUCCAUUGGCCCAUCUGGCUCCAGUUCGAUAACCCCGGAUAACCAAGUGCUAUACCGGGAAGGUGAUUCACGCACACUCGAUACGUGACAUAAUCGCCCGUCGGAUCUCCCUAUCGUCAAUCCCUCCUAUCGUUCCCCCAUAUCAACAUCCUGGGGGCGCCGCCAUGGCCACGGUCAUCACUAUUCAACCGACCUCAGCCGGCCCUGCUGCUGGCCCGGUGGACACUUCGCCCACCUCUCUUCAGCAGAGCCGUGAUCUCUUCCGACAUCGUGCCCAGCAGAUGAGUUCGGCCUCGUCCUCAGCCUCCGAUUCCGCCUCUACCAUUACCGCCUUGACGUCCCUCAGCAGCAUCUCUCGCGGUCCGAGUCGGGAUGGGGCCAGUUGUGACGCCUGUCUUCGAAGAAAGAGCCGAUGCGCCAUGAACGAAAUGGUCAACAAAUGCUACUCAUGCGAGUUCCACCGUCAGGACUGCACCUUCACCUUGUCCAGCAGCAGCAUCACCAGCAGUACCGCCGCCGGAGAAGCCCAAUCGAGAAAGAGGAAGCUGGACGAGACGACUGCGAUCGACCAGGAAUCAACCAAGAGAUCAUCAAAGGACCGCCCGACAUCUAGCGCCGAGAUGCCACGACCACAUUCGAGUGCAGCCUCCUUAGCGUCCCCGAGGCCAUCCUAUCAGUCGAACCAACAUAUCGGUAUGACCACGGAACUCGAGCCUGCUCUCUUGGAGCAUCUUCCCCUGGACCAGAACGAUGAGACGCUGCUGGCCACCUCGCGGGUGCGGAAGUUCGCUGAAGAUGGCGUCUUUAUGCGCCUGCUUGAUGUCCCGCCGUCAGCUGUCUCUCUUUCAGUCUCUGUCGACACGGUCGAGAACAUGGUUGCUCCGUAUGGGCCGACGUUGGUGGAGAAGUACUUCCAGCGCGUACAUCCUACGUUUCCCAUCCUGAUCGAGGACGCCUUCCGCCAAGCAUAUAGGUCCAGAAGGGGCCUCUCCCCUCUCCUGCUGGCUGCAGUCUAUGUGAUCGCGUUGAAGUUUGUGGAUCUGGGGUCAGGUUCACAGCCGGCACGACGACCGGACGCCAAUCGUCUCGAAAGCACCGCGAUGAAACUACUCAACGAAGCCCUCCCCCGUGCGAACACUGCCACCAUGCAAGCCGGUCUACUCCUGAUGCAGAGGUCGAAUCUUAAUACUUCUUCGCUGAACGCUCAGCUGGUAAAUGCGGCGUUCGAGCUUGGUCUACACCAGGAUUGCUCCAACUGGAAGAUGGAAGAGAGGGAGAAGGGGCUGAGGAAGCGACUAGCCUGGGCUCUGUACCUGCAGGAUAAGUGGUCAUCCUUGGUUCACGGCCGGCCAUCCCACAUCUUCUCCGCAAACUGGACGGUUAAGGAUCUGACGGAGCAGGACUUCUUGGACGCCUUUCCGGCAGUGAAGCGGGAAGACGGGUCUGCUGUUGGUCACGGUCCUCUCCUCUUCUGCCAGUUCGUGGUACUCACCUCUAUCCUCUCCGAUAUCCUCGAUAGCUUCUACACUCUCAGAGCCACCGAGAUCUUUAACGCCUCGGGCAUCAACCAGACACGGAUUAUUCUGGAGAGGGCUAAGCCGGUGCAAAUCCGUCUGAAGGAGUGGUUCUCGCGUCUUCCCUCGCCGCUGAAAAUGGACUCGAGCCUUGGUCUCACUGACACCAUUUCCGAAGAAGCAGCCUGUAAUGGCGCAUUGCAUCUGGCGUACUUUGCCACGGAGAUCACACUGCAUCGUUGCAUCGUGCGCUCUCUGAAGCCAGAGACUGCCGAUCCAUAUCUUUCACACAUCUGCCGUUCCGCCGCGAAGACACGACUCAUCUCCGCGAUGGAUUUUGUCAACCGUCUUCGACCGGCACACUUCAAAUCGUUUUGGCCUGCGGCUUCUCGAACCAACUUCGCCCUCAUCGGAUCUUUUGGCGUUCUCCUCGAGGUCACCGCUCCCACGAAGGAGGAAGCGGAAUUUUACAGCACCAGACUUGCCGAAUACCGCUGGACAUUGAGUGUUAGCAGCAAGAAUGCAGGGUUCCUGCACUUUGCCGUGGAGAGCCUCGAUGUCGCACGGGGCUUAGUCAAGAACGUCCCUGAGAAGCCCGGUAUUGAGGAGCUGAUGGCCAACUCCGCCAAGACGGCCAUCCAACACCGUAAUUCCCAGCGUGAUGGGACUAUGUCCGAUGCACAGGCUGCUCUCGACGGGGAUCGUGGGGGCUCCGCAUCCGUCGUUUCGGGCCUAGCAUCUCCAGCAACCUCUGUAUCGGACGAGGACGAUAUGCAUGAUUCGUACGUAUGAGGUCGCUUUACGAACUGCAUGUCCGUUUAUGUUUUUUUUUUUUCCUUUUUUUUAUGAGCAUCCGGGUUGUUCCAUGAGUUCACACGAUAUGAUACCUCUUCUUUUGUCGUUAUU